UUUAGAUAUCCCCUGGAAGGUGCCGCCUUACCCUAUUUCACCGAUUGGGUUUUAAGUACGUUCAACAUCACCGUUUAUGAUAAUAUACCCAAACCUAUGCUACCCCAAGAAUAUCCGAGACCCACCGUUAAUACAGAUUUUCUUCGAGAAUUACAUGAAACCGACAUCUCCUAUAGUCAGGAGGGUAUAGAUCGUUUUGUUAGAUGUCAUGGUCAGACGUUGCACGAUAUUUACUAUUUAAGUCAUAAUAAAUUUCAAAGAAUACCCGAUGUAGUGACAUGGCCCAGUAAUCACGCGGAAGUAGAAAAACUAGUUGCCCUGGCCCAUAAGCACAAUGUGGUGGUGUUACCCUAUGGUGGCGGUACCUCGGUAUCGGGAGCCACUACUUGUCCUCAACAGGAGCAGCGUAUGAUUUGUAUAUUGGAUACCUCGCAAAUGAAUCGUAUGUUGUGGUUGAAUAGGAAAAAUCUAACAGUAUGUUUUGAGGCUGGUAUAGCCGGUCAGGAUUUGGAAAAUAUAUUGCGCAAAGAAGGUCUCACAGUGGGUCAUGAGCCGGACAGUUAUGAAUUCUCGACUUUGGGUGGUUGGGUGGCUACUCGAGCUUCGGGCAUGAAGAAAAAUGUUUAUGGCAAUAUAGAAGAUCUAGUGGUAAGAAUGAAAUUGGUGACACCUUCUGGAGUAUUGGAUCGAGAAUGUACGGCUCCUCGUAUUUCCUGUGGUCCAGAUUUUAAUCAUGUCAUUAUGGGUUCCGAGGGUACGUUAGGUGUUAUUACCGAGGUUGUUUUAAAAGUAAGACCGUUACCGCCCAUUAAACGUUACAACUCCCUGGUAUUUCCCGAUUUUGAAAGUGGUGUUGGUUUUAUGCGUGAAGUGGCCGAGCGUCGCUGUCAACCCGCUUCGGUACGUUUAAUGGAUAACAAUCAAUUUAUUAUGGGUCAAAGUUUAAAACCUGUGAAAAGUUGGAGCGAAGAUUUAAAGGAUUCAUUUAAAAAGAAAUAUCUUACGAUGGUUAAAUGCUUGGAUUUGACCAAAAUUUGUGCCGCCACAUUACUGUUUGAGGGAGAAGCGGAAGAUGUAGAUAGACAAGAAUCCUUAAUUAUCAAUAUAGCGAAAAAGCAUAAAGGAUUUUCGGGUGGUGGUCAAAAUGGUGAAAGAGGUUAUAUAAUGACUUUUGUUAUUGCUUACAUGAGGGAUUUGGCUUUGCUGUAUGAUAUAGUGGCGGAAUCAUUUGAGACUUCAGUGCCAUGGGAUCGUUGCUAUAGUUUGUGUGAAAAUGUUAAAAAGCGCAUAGAAUUGGAAUGUCAUGCCAAAAGCAUUCACCAUUUCUCCAUCUCCUGUCGCGUGACGCAAACCUAUGAUGCCGGUGCUUGUGUUUAUUUCUAUUUUGCAUUUAACUACAAGGGUUUCUCCAAUCCCGUCGAACUAUUCGAACAUAUAGAAAAUGGUGCCAGAGAUGAGAUAUUGGCCUGUGGUGGUUCACUCUCCCAUCAUCAUGGUGUGGGUAAAAUACGUUCUCAAUGGUAUACGAAAACUAUAACACAAACGGGAGCAAAUCUAUAUAAAGCCACUAAAAAACAAUUGGAUCCUAAAAAUAUAUUUGCCACUGGGAAUCUGCUGCCCUUGGAAGAACAACUGCAAGGGGUAAAGAGCAAAGAUGAUAAUUUGGCGAAAACUAAUACAACUAUUAAGGCUAAACUUUAAAUUUUAGGGAAACUGAUAUUCCGAAAUAUUGAAACUAUUUAGAAGAAUGUGUUAUUAUUCAAUAUUUUUAAUUUAACAAUUUUAA
Lucilia cuprina (Australian sheep blowfly) is the source of this 1786-nucleotide messenger RNA. RefSeq names its product alkyldihydroxyacetonephosphate synthase (gene Agps). The transcript is spliced from 3 exons. Gene Ontology annotation, molecular function: FAD binding; alkylglycerone-phosphate synthase activity. NCBI's taxonomy places the organism in Eukaryota, Metazoa, Arthropoda, Insecta, Diptera, Calliphoridae. Gene Ontology annotation, biological process: lipid biosynthetic process. The annotation marks the transcript as partial. The record is from RefSeq and is a predicted model, not a curated record.